CGUUUCUGAUAUUAUAACGAAUCGGCGGCGAAGGGUAUAAGAACCAUUUGACAUCGCCAUUCCCACGUGUUCUCUUUCAUCCAGCGACUGAGGCGCCCGCCCUGACCCAGACCCUCCGCCCCCUACCCCUCGCGAGUCGACUGGCAACGUAGCCCCCCAGCCUUUUAUGGUGUCGGAUGCGAGAGUCUGUCCUUAAGUAAGAAAUCAGGCCUUACUGGAGACAUUCAAGCAAAGAUUGGACAACUCCUUUUCCAGAACAGAAAGGAAACUCAUGCAUCAAGAAAGGUGACUAAUAACGUACCAAAAGAAUAUGGCUGCACAAAUACCAGAAUCUGAUCAGAUAAAACAGUUUAAGGAAUUUCUUGGAACCUACAAUAAACUUACAGAAACCUGCUUUUUGGACUGUGUCAAAGACUUCACAACAAGAGAAGUAAAACCUGAAGAGACUACCUGUUCAGAACAUUGCUUACAGAAGUAUUUAAAAAUGACUCAACGAAUAUCUAUGAGAUUUCAGGAAUAUCAUAUUCAGCAGAAUGAAGCCCUGGCUGCCAAAGCAGGACUCCUUGGCCAGCCACGAUAGAGAAGUCCUAACAGAGGGACUUUUGAUGAAAGAUUGCCAACAGCUAUUGCACUGGAAAUGAGGAUUCACCUGAUAGAAUCCUCUGAAAGCAGUAGCCACCAUGUUAAACCACCUGUCAUGACUGGCAAAUGGAAACAACUGGAGAAACAAAAUUGUUAUAUACAGGAGUAAUCAAAAUAGAAGGUCUUAUUGUUCAGUGAAAAUAAUAAGAUGCAACACUUGUUGAGGCCUUAAGAUUCAGCAGCUUGGUCAGUUGAUUAGAAAAAUAAACCAUUGUUUCUUCAAUUGUGACUGUUAAUUUUAAAGCAAAAUAUCAUGUAUGAGAUAGAAAAAACUUUAUUACUAUAAGUAAAAUAAAUGGAAAUAUCACUGAGCAGUUGUUUAUACUAUAUAAUUCCAUAGCAUUCUGACUGGACUGUGGAUACGUUGAAGUGUUUUUCAGUCACGAUCAUCCUCCAAGUAUUCCUGUUCAUUCAUGUCUGCCUCAAAUUGCUGGUAAAUACAUAAAAUAGUUACUUGCUAAUCA
Molecule: messenger RNA, 1106 nt
Organism: Capra hircus (goat)
Lineage: Eukaryota; Metazoa; Chordata; Mammalia; Artiodactyla; Bovidae
Gene: TIMM9
Product: translocase of inner mitochondrial membrane 9
Exons: 5
Coding region: 311-580 (89 amino acids)
Source: RefSeq, a predicted model, not a curated record